CAUUUCAAGCGCUGCCAGUGAGGGUCAGUGAGUAAAAUGAGUUCUACAAACUCCCUCGAUUCAUACUGCGGCGUUACAGCUGAUAAUAAAGAUGAAAUGGUGAAGGAAAUUGCCAAAGUAAAGUCCGAAAAGAUGGCCUUACUCAAGAGUGUAGUUGCAAUGAUGAAGAAAAGAGGAAUCCAGUUCUGGUUGGAUUCUGGGACACUUCUUGGAGCUUACAGAAAUGGRAAAAUGAUUCCMCAUGACUUUGACAUUGAUCUCUCCGUCUUUGGAGAAGAUGACUUGAACGCUGCUCACGAGGUUCUCGAAGCAAUCAAGCCAGACAACUACCACGUCAGAAAAGGACAUCAUAAUCCCGAUUCAGUCAAAGUGUGUAAGAAAAUAGAGAUCUUCAAGGAGGUAAACGGUGGUUAUAACUGCACCCAUCCAAGUAAUGUAUCCAUGGAUAUCAUUAUGUACGAUUACGCAGAUGUCAACAGAAGUCUUAUCAAGACAGAGUACUUUGGCUUUAAUUUGGAAAAGAACCGAUACAAACCUGAAUGGCUUUUUCCUCUAGGAAAACUGAAGUUUGAAGACAUGGAACUUCCGGUCCCCAAUGACCCUGAAGCCUGGCUUUCAGAACAAUAUGGCUACCUUGGACCAGACUGCUACUAUGACGAAACCGUGCACAAGUACCGAAAACGGCCCGCUGCAUGGUGAUAUGAAAUAGAUGGAACAAAGAAUACGGAAUGAUAAUUAUAGAUGUAUUGCAAUUAACACUGGUAUAGCAUGUUCAUCUAGGAAGAUUUUUCUAGGAAAUUGCAGAGACUGACUGAAAGAAACACAUCAUUUCUUGCACGCCAUUCACAAGCAGCUUAAGCAAAAAAAAAAAAAGAAAAAACCUUCACUAAUUUCUAAGAAUUUAACUUCGUAAAGUUAAUUGGAAAAUUAGUUAUGAUUUUCUAAAAAAAAAUUAAAAUAAUUUCGUAAUGCGAAAAAAAUAUUAGGAUGGUUUUCAUCCAUCUUUAUAUAAAAUUCUUGACGUGGCUAUUACACUAGCCUUGUGGUAAUGCACUUAAUUCAUCUAUUAGGGAGAAAACCCCUCUUUUCACGCUCUAUAGCUCUAUAAGCAAGUUUUGAUAAAAACUAGAGCUAAUUUGUGGGUUCCACCUCUAAGAGAUAAUUCUAGUCUUAUUAGGUCAAAAACAAAGACCGUACAGUGUUUGCUCGUGCUCAAUCGUGCUGUUUCACGGUCUAAACGAAAUCUACUCUAAAUAUGACAAAGGACCACAGUUGUGUUUCUGAAUUAAAAAAAUAAAUAAAAUGUAUUUUGGUUUA
Molecule: messenger RNA, 1317 nt
Organism: Exaiptasia diaphana
Lineage: Eukaryota; Metazoa; Cnidaria; Anthozoa; Actiniaria; Aiptasiidae
Exons: 4
Coding region: 37-699 (220 amino acids)
Source: RefSeq, a predicted model, not a curated record